UGCUUCCCCGGCGCUGCAGGUUGAAUCUAUUGCCCCUAUUUCCUGUCACAUGGGUUGGAAACAGGAUCCCUGCUUUCUACUAUCUGGUCCCGUCUUUGUAGUGUCAGCGUAGUAGUAGCUGAAAGACCCGUUUUGAAGUUCAGGGACUUUUUAUAACGCGGACCAAAGAGUGAGCGCUGCACAUAGACCCGGACACUCACACAGAGAGUCAGUCAGUCCACUCCACCCCGCCGGCCUGCGCGCAUCCGUCCGUCAAACUGCGCUUCACCUGAGAUCCUAAAUCGCACCAUGGAUUCCUGGACAGUCACUUCUGCCCUUCUUCUCGCUGGCUUUAUUUCUUCUGCAGCACUUAAUCAUUUCGACACCGAGUGUUAUACUGCCAACGGAGAGGACUACAGGGGCCGCCAGAACCAGACCAGCUUAUAUGGCGGUAAACCCUGUCUUCUCUGGAAUGAGACCUUUCAGCACCCAUACAACACCAACAAAUACCCCAAUGGAGAGGGUGGAUUAGGCAGCCACAACUACUGCAGGAAUCCUGAUGGGGAUGUUCAGCCAUGGUGCUACAUUGCUGAUAAUGAAGAUGGGGUCUACUGGAAAUACUGUGACAUCCCUUCAUGUCAGAUGCCUGGGAACUUAGGCUGCUUCAAAGACAGCGGUAACCCACCCACCCUGUCGGGCACCAGUGAGACGUCCACCAAGCUCACCAUUCAGAACUGUAUCAGCUUCUGUCGCAAGCAGAGAUACAAGCUCGCUGGUAUGGAGUCAGGAUACGCCUGUUUCUGCGGCAAUGAAGUGGACCUGCAUGACCACGGCGAGUCACCCAACAAGGAGUGUAACCAUGUUUGCUUCGGUGACCACACACAGCCCUGUGGCGGAGACGGCUGGGUCAUCAUCUUUGAUACCCGAGUGGGAGCCUGCGGUGGGAAUUACACCUCUCCAUCAGGAGUGAUCUACUCCCCUGAUUUCCCUGAUAAGUACUCAGCUGGCCGUGUUUGCUACUGGACUAUCCAAGUCCCUGGAGCCUCUGCCCUCCUCUUCAACUUCACCUUCUUCGACAUUUCCGAUCAGACAGACAUGGUGGAGCUACUCGAUGGCUACACCAACCGGGUGGUGGCGCGCUUUGACUGGCGCAGCCAGCCACGAGAGCCGGUGAACGUCACUGGUGACUUCGCCAUACUCUACUUCUACUCGGACCGCACGAACCAAGCCCAGGGGUUUGCUCUGCUCUACCAGGCACUGAGAAGCCAAGACACCAGAACAAUGGAGGCUGAAGGAGACGGUGAGGACGAAGGAGAGAACAUCCCCAGCACGACGGGGCCACAGUUGGCUGGUGGCAUCACUGAGAGAUCCAACAGUACCUCGAAUGGACGCUCCCAGAUCCUCUACGUGAUCACGUCCAGCCCCGGUAAACCGGAGCACAACAUGCCAGGUCAGUGGGCUGGACGCGGCGAGACCACCGGCCACAGAGCUAUGUGGACCAUCUACGCGCUGGCUGCCCUCCUGAUACUCACUGUCAUAGCCAUGGUAGCGAAGCUGCUGCUGCAUAUCACAGUCAAGUCGCCCAACAUCCCGACAGUCAGUGGUUCCGACAGCUGCAGCCAGAGCACAGCGUCGUCUGAGCCCUGGAUCAUCCUGUACCGACCCUCCACCAUCUCCCUCUUCAAGAAGAAGCUAAAGAACCACCACGGCGACCUCAGCCCCCUGGUGGGCAACUAGCAUUACUGCUGCACUCAACCAUUAACCAAACGCCACCUCCACCCACAACUAAUCUGUACAAGGGCCACCAGGUGUUAUGUCCUCAGACAAUGAAACUACAUGAGGCGCUACACUAACAAGCCAAUAGCGGAGUGGCUAAAGACAAUGACUGAGUGAUUGCCACUGAAUGGCCCAUGUACCAAACGUGGCUUGGUUCUCCCAGCAUGCUCAGCACCAAAGGAACGAGGGGCUGUCAGUGGCCACGGUGUGGGAGCGGAGAACAGGGAUGGGAUGGGAUGGGAUGGAUGAAAAUCUGUCGCUCUAACAAAAAUACAAGGACGCUUUAGACAUGCAGAAGGUUCCUUCUGCUCGGCAAGGUUCCAUUUCAGUCACCCACCGAUGUCUCUUACAAGCAGCACACGUCCAGACUGCAGGUGCCGAAGAAUGGCUCGCUUCACUGUUCAGUUAUGGACACGCUUCACUGUCACUGUGGCUACCAAAUCAUCGUCAGGACAGUAUGAAGAAACACAUACACACAUACUGUAUGCUGUAACCCUGUAACAGCUCUUUACAGCUCUUUUAACUGCCUCAACCCUUCCAUACAAAGAGUUAUUUGUGUAAUUAUUUGACUUUUAUAUGCAAAGUGCUGGUGUUUCUUUUUGUUGUGCUUUACAUAGAAAAAACAAACAAACUUGCUCUCUGAGGAGAGAGGGAAACAGGAUAUGAAAUGUCUCACAGAAAUUAGAUAUCGCAGCACUUUGGAGUUGAAUCACUUGGUGUAAAAUAAAAACAUCAGAGAGAGAGAGAGAGAGUGCUCUCACCCACACACUUGCUCAGUGCUCAUGUGGAACUGGGUGGAGAGAUGAAGCUGGGGAGGGGGGGGGUGGCAGUCUGUAGACUAACUGCCAUUUAGGGAGAUAUGGGAAGAUCUGAGGGCUUUUUUCCCCUUCUAGUUUGUGGGUGGGAAUCCUUUCCGGUUUGAUGGUGUUCAAGUGCCUUUUGAAUCCCCCUCUUCCACAUCUCAGAUUCCUCACAUCUGUUUCUUUCAUGAAGCGAGUGGGGUCUUACACAAAUAUCUGCACUUUUGGAAAAAAAAAAAAAAAUCUGCGUGGAUGUAAAGAAUUUCAUUUCA
Messenger RNA from Solea senegalensis (Senegalese sole), 2827 nucleotides. RefSeq names its product kringle containing transmembrane protein 1 (gene kremen1). The transcript is spliced from 9 exons. Lineage: Eukaryota; Metazoa; Chordata; Actinopteri; Pleuronectiformes; Soleidae. The coding region runs from base 289 to 1716 and encodes 475 amino acids. Gene Ontology annotation, biological process: multicellular organism development. Gene Ontology annotation, cellular component: plasma membrane. The record is from RefSeq and is a predicted model, not a curated record.